AUGGAUUCUGUCUCAGCCGAUAAUCGGAGAGAAAAUCCAGAAGAAAGCCUGAAUAAAAUUGACCAGGCUCCCACAGGUCUCCAUGAUGGAUACCGGCGUAUCCCAGACAAGUUCCCACCUGUCGCACUACUGAUCCUUGUUGUCGAGCUUGGCGAACGGUUUACUUACUUUGGUCUCAGUGGCCCAAUGCAGAAUUACAUCAAUAAUCCCUAUGAUCCAGGGUCAGACCUCCCUGGUGCACUUGGCAAAGGACAAGCAGUCGCAUCCGCGCUUGGAAACUUCUUUAAAUUCUGGGCUUACGCCUCCACCAUCAUUGGCGCGAUCAUUGCAGAUCAAUAUAUAGGCAAAUUUAAAACCAUCAUAAUCUCUCUAGGAAUUUACAUCGUGGGCUUGAUCAUCCUGGUUGCCACUUCGACACCAGCUGGGAUUCAGAGCCAUGCUGGUUUUGGUGGUUUGGUUGCUGCAAUGGUCAUAAUUGGCCUGGGAACAGGCGGAAUCAAGGCCAACGUGACUCCCAUGUGUGCUGAGCAAUACCAAAAUUCAAAGCCGAUCCUUAAAACGCUCAAAUCAGGCGAGCGUGUGAUUGUUGAUCCUGAAUUGACCGUCCAGCGACUUUUCAUGUGGUUCUACUGGGUCGUCAAUGUCGGGGCUCUCUCGCCCUUGAUUACAGUCAAUGUUGAGGCCAGGAACUCCUUCUGGCUCGCCUAUUUGAUUCCAUUGAUCGCAAUAUUUCUCUCGGCUAUUGUCUUCUUGUCCGGCCAGAAGCGAUAUGUCAGAGUUCCUCCACAGGGGUCCGCUAUUAUCGAUGCAUGCAAGGUCUUGAAUAUUGUCCGACAGGAAAAUCAUUUCGAAGACGCAAAGCCAUCAGCUCUAGAGGCUGCAGGCCGUUUGAGCAAGUAUCCAUUUGCAUCUUCACCGCGCUACACGGAUCAGUACGUCACAGAUGUUAGGCGAGGUUUUAGAAGCUGCAGAAUGUUUAUAUUUUUUCCAUUCUAUUUCGUUUGUUGGGUCCAGAUUUGGAACAAUCUUAUCUCACAAGCUGGUCAAAUGGCGUUGCAUGGAACGCCGAAUGACCUUUUGCAAAACCUGGACCCGAUCGCCUUGUGUAUUUUUAUUCCACUCCUUGACUUGGGCCUUUAUCCAUUCCUUCGUAAGUUGAAGAUCAACUUCAGUCCAGUCUGUCGGAUCUUCACCGGUUUCCUACUUGUCUCGGUCUCCAUGGUCUAUGCCAGCGUAUUACAGCAUUACAUUUAUAUCUCUCCGGCGAACAGUAUACACGUGUGGACUCAAGCCCCUGCGUAUAUCUUUGUCGCUAUCUCCGAAGCAUUUGUCAUUGUGACUGGCUUGGAACUUGCCUUCACACACGCCCCGAAAAACCUGAGGUCAUUUAUCUCUGCACUCUUUUGGCUCAUGAUCGCCAUUGCGGCAGCAAUCUGCAUUGGUCUAACCCCAGUGUCGCAAGAUCCGUAUCUUGUCUGGAUGUAUGGAUCUCUAGCAAUUGUGGGCUUUGUCGCGGGGUGUGGUUUUUACCUUUGCUUCAGAAAGAGUGACUCGCUUGAUCCGGAUACUUCAGGACUCAUCGAAGGGGUUCCAAUUGAAGGAAACAGGGAACAUGUUACACAGUUCGCUGAUUGUGGCAAACACAGCGAACCAUAG
Penicillium waksmanii is the source of this 1656-nucleotide messenger RNA. Its product is annotated as Major facilitator superfamily domain general substrate transporter. Gene Ontology annotation, molecular function: tripeptide transmembrane transporter activity; dipeptide transmembrane transporter activity. NCBI's taxonomy places the organism in Eukaryota, Fungi, Ascomycota, Eurotiomycetes, Eurotiales, Aspergillaceae. Gene Ontology annotation, cellular component: plasma membrane; fungal-type vacuole. The coding region runs from base 1 to 1656 and encodes 551 amino acids. The record is from RefSeq and is a predicted model, not a curated record. The transcript is spliced from 8 exons. Gene Ontology annotation, biological process: oligopeptide transport; transmembrane transport.